This is a messenger RNA of Pocillopora verrucosa, 1569 nucleotides long. Lineage: Eukaryota; Metazoa; Cnidaria; Anthozoa; Scleractinia; Pocilloporidae. The record is from RefSeq and is a predicted model, not a curated record.
AUGAGGGAUGCUAAGAUCGUUACCCUCUACAAAAACAAGGGAGAUCGCAGUGACUGCAACAACUACAGGGGCAUCUCCUUACUCAGCGUUGUGGGCAAAGUCUUUGCUCGGGUUAUUUUGGUAAGACUUCAGAAACUGGCUGAACGUAUCUAUCCAGAGUCACAGUGCGGCUUUCGAGCAGAAAGAUCAACGAUAGACAUGGUAUUCUCCCUCCGCCAGCUUCAGGAGAAAUGCAGAGAGCAGCAGAUGCCUUUGUACAUUGCCUUCAUCGAUCUGACCAAGGCGUUUGAUCUUGUAAGCAGAGAGGGUCUCUUCAGAAUUCUAUCUAAAAUUGGCUGCCCCCCUAAACUACACAGCCUGAUUGAGUCCUUCCAUGCCAACAUGCAGGGGACUGUGCAGUUCAACGGCAGAACCUCUGAGUCAUUCAACAUCAACAGCGGUGUCAAACAGGGCUGCGUACUUGCCCCAACCCUUUUCGGAAUCUUCUUUGCCUUCCUUCUGAAACAUGCAUUUGGCGCAUCGAAAGAAGGGAUCUACCUGCAUACAAGAUCAGAUGGCAGGCUUUUCAAUCUUGCCCGUCUCCGAGCAAAGACCAAAGUGCGUGAAGCCCUGAUAAGAGACAUGCUAUUUGCUGACGAUGCAGCAGUAGCCUGCCAUACUCAGCAAGCACUUCAGUCACUCAUGGACCAUUUCUCUCAGGCCUGCAAAGACUUUGGGCUUACCAUCAGCCUGAAAAAGACUAAAGUCCUGGAACAAGGAACAGAAACACCACCAUCCGUUACCAUCGACGAUUACGAGCUCGAAGUGGUCCAUCAUUUUACGUAUCUAGGCUCCACUGUCACUGACAAUCUCUCCUUAGACUUCGAGCUCGACCAGAGAAUUGGAAAGGCGGCUGCCACACUUGCACGCCUCACUACACGUGUGUGGUCCAACCCCAUGCUCACAGAGAAGACCAAGAUGGCAGUAUACAGCGCUUGUGUCAUCAGUACACUGCUAUACGGCAGCGAGACAUGGACGAUGUACGCCAGACAAGAAAAACGCCUGAACACCUUCCACAUGAGAAGCCUCCGCCGCAUCCUGGGAAUUUCGUGGCAAGACAAAGUCCCAAACACAGAGGUCUUGUCUCGUGCGGGCCUGCCAAGCAUGUCAACCUUACUCAGGCAACGUAGACUCCGCUGGCUGGGCCACGUUCAUCGCAUGCCAGACGGCCGCAUCCCCAAAGACUUACUGUAUGGUGAGCUAGCCACUGGAAGUAGACGCAGAGGACGCCCACAGCUGCGAUACCGAGAUGCUUUGAAGCGUGACAUGAAGGCUGUAGGAAUUGACACAGAGACCUGGGAAAAUCUCGCAGCUGAUCGGUCACAAUGGAGAGGAGCCGUUACAAGGCACCUCAAAACAGGAGAAGAGAAGCUGACACAAGCUGCCACAAGGAGGCGGACCCGCAGAAAACUUCGUAUCAGCAACGUCCAACAAACAGCAUACACGUGCAGCACUUGCGGCAGGGACUGCCAUUCACGCAUUGGCCUUCACAGUCAUAGCCGCAGAUGCUCCAGCCAAACACACAAUUAG